Messenger RNA from Halteromyces radiatus, 814 nucleotides. RefSeq lists its product as uncharacterized. Lineage: Eukaryota; Fungi; Mucoromycota; Mucoromycetes; Mucorales; Cunninghamellaceae. The transcript has a single exon. The coding region runs from base 25 to 504 and encodes 159 amino acids. The record is from RefSeq and is a predicted model, not a curated record.
UUUUUUUUUUUCUUUUACAGUGUCAUGGCUUUAUCCAAGAUCUUUCGAACGAAACAAAAAUUACGUAGAAAAGAUGCUCAACGAAUGUCAACCACGGAUCUUGAUACUUCUGGUAUAUUAGCACAGCCAUUCCCACCCAUGUUCUCUCGUGCCAAGUCACCUUGUGAUAUUUUGGAUUUUGUUGGUUACCCUCGAGUUCGACCUAUGGAACAACCACCUUCUCCUAUUAGACAGCAACCCACCUUCAUCGAUGCUCCAUUGACGAUUAGAAAUAAAACUCCAAGUACCGCAGCAAAUAAUAGUGGUGAUUCGUUUCCUUCAUCAACAACCCAUGACUUCUCUUGCCUUCAUAUGCCAACACCCAAAAAGGCAAUGGCUCCUACUUGGCGUAUCUUGAAUGCUGAUCGGACUGAAAAAACUCUGGUGAUGGAUCAUCAUCAAGACAAUAAGGAUCAUGGUAAAAUAGUAAAACAUAAGUUUGAUCAUGAAAAAAAAAAAGGGUAGAUUCAUUUUUUUUUUUUUUUAGCUCAUGUUUUACAACAACAGUUGAAGGAAAUUCGUCGUGAACGUGAAGCAUGGGCUCUCAGAGAAGAACAACGACGUCAAUUAGAAGAUCAAAUGUUACGAACCAUUGAAGCAAAUCAAGCAAAAAUCAACCAAUUAUCUGCAUCCUGUCCAGAUACCUCCUUUAGUAACAAACGAUCUUCCAAUGGAUCCUACACAUCUUAUCAACGGUCAACACCAUCUUAUAUCCAAGACGAUGACAAUGAAGAUGAUGAUGACAACGACAAUGAUGAUGAUGAUGACGAUGAUG